Molecule: messenger RNA, 2603 nt
Organism: Sciurus carolinensis (gray squirrel)
Lineage: Eukaryota; Metazoa; Chordata; Mammalia; Rodentia; Sciuridae
Gene: L3hypdh
Product: trans-L-3-hydroxyproline dehydratase
Exons: 5
Coding region: 88-1152 (354 amino acids)
Molecular function (GO): hydro-lyase activity
Source: RefSeq, a predicted model, not a curated record
UACUACCCUUCUGGGUUAGGGUGAGUUGUAGGUUCUAAGCUUGGAGCGAGCACCGCUGGGUAGUGGUGGAGUUGCUGGACUCGGACAAUGGACAGCGCGCUGGCCGUGCCCCGGUUGCCCCCACACGACCCGGGGACGCCGGCCUUGUCGGUGGUGGACAUGCACACGGGCGGCGAGCCCCUGCGCAUUGUGCUGGCUGGAUGUCCGGAGGUGGUAGGGCCCACGUUGCUGGCCAAGCGGCGCUACAUGCGCCAGCACCUUGACUACGUGAGGCGAAGACUCAUGUUCGAGCCCCGGGGCCACCGGGACAUGUACGGGGCUGUCCUGGUGCAGAGCGAGCUUCCGGACGCUCACCUGGGCGUUCUGUUCUUGCACAACGAGGGCUACAGUUCCAUGUGCGGCCACGCAGUGCUGGCGCUUGGCCGCUUCGCUCUCGACUUCGGGCUGGUGCCUCCACCUCCAGCCGGCACAGGCGAGGCCCGUGUCAACAUCCACUGUCCGUGCGGGCUGGUGACCGCCUUUGUGGCGUGUGAGGGCGGCCGCAGUUGUGGCCCUGUGCGCUUCCACAGCGUCCCGGGCUUCGUGCUGGCCUCAGAUCUUGUGGUGGAUGUUCCUGGACAUGGAAAGGUGGUGGUGGACAUUGCAUAUGGCGGAGCAUUUUAUGCACUGGUUAGUGCAGAAAAGUUUGGACUUGAUGUGUGUUCUGCUAAGACAAGAGACCUUGUGGACACAGCGAGUGCAGUGACAGAAGCAGUGAAAGCUCAGUUUAAAAUUAAUCAUCCUGAUAGUGAAGACCUUUCCUUUCUAUAUGGAACUAUAUUAACAGAUGGAAAAGAUGCUUACAGUGAGGAGCCAACCACCAACAUCUGUGUGUUUGCAGAUGAACAGGUCGACAGGAGCCCCACUGGCUCAGGAGUGACUGCCCGAAUUGCUUUGCAGUAUCAUAAAGGCUUUCUACAAUUGAACCAGACCAGGAUCUUCAAAAGCAGUGCAACUGGCUCUGUGUUCACAGGGAAUGCUGUGAGGGAAGCAAAAUGUGGUGACUUCAAAGCAGUUAUAGUGGAAGUAUCAGGACAAGCCCAUUACACAGGUGCAGCAAGCCUUACAGUAGAAGAUGGUGACCCCCUGAGGGAUGGGUUUCUUCUCAAGUGACCGCUUCCAUGAUUUUUAAGCAAUUUCCUUCCAAAGUUAAUUAUUAUCUGUAAUCAAUGUUUCCUCUAAAUUACGUGUUAACCAUUAUCCAGUGAUACAUGUCAGCUAAUUUCCCUUCUUUCUGAAAUGGUACACUGUAGUGAAAUAGACAAUUAUCAUAUCCCAUAUUUUCAAAUGGGCUUUUGUAUAAAUAUCACUUAUGUCUACUAUACAAAGUGACAAAAAUUCAAAAACUUUUCCUGGUCAUUAUUUAUCAGGUAUAAUAGAACUUUAGCUACUUAAAUAUUACUCUAUGGUAAUUACUAUAAUAUUUUGUUUUAAAGAUUCUUUGAAUAAAAUCUGUAAUUAUAGCCUUCUCAACAAUGAACUUUACAAUUUUACUAUUUUAGUCUUCUAGUUUUAGUAAAGUAAUGGCCUCUCUGUAAGCAGUAUAUAAAGGAGAUGGGUUAUUAAGAAGUAUUCAACACUUAACAUAAAUGGCCUGGGAAGGAUGAGGGUGAUGUGAUGCUGAGAAGACCAACUAGUAAUCAGACUUUUGCUAUCUCUUUAAGGCUUUUGUGUGUGUGUGUGUGUGUGUGUGUGUGUGUGCGCGCACCCAUACAUGUGCAUGUGUACAUGCAUGGUGGGUAUAGAACCCAGGGUCUCAUGCAUGCUAAGCAGAUACUCACCCACUGAGUUCCACUCACUGGUCACUCUAAAGCUUUUAUAAAAGGGACUGCUUAUUACAUUAUUGAAGUGCAAGUGCAUGGUAGAAAUUAAUAGGGGUUGGGGAUUUAGCUCAGUAACAGAGCACUUGCCUAGCACAUGCAAGGCCCUGAGUCAGUCCUUGGUCCUGAAAAAAGAAAGAAAAAAAAAAAAAAAAAAAAGAAAUUAACCAAUGAAUCAUUACAAUGGAAUGAGUCACAUUAUCAAUUGCAUACUAAGUAAAAGAAAUGUUCAUCAUUGGCACUCUUGCUAGACAAUUGUUAUCUGUGAGCCUGUUAAAAAUAUUUGCUUGUUAUUAGUUGUCAUAAAUUGAAGCACUAACAUAUUCUCUUUUUCUGUCAUGCCCUCAAAGAAUUCAGUAGACUCUUGUGAGGUAGGUAAUAUUAUUUUCUUUCUAAGCAUAUAAAAACUGAAUUAAUUAUUCAUUUUAACCGACUUUUUCACCCAGUAAAUCAGUAUUGACCCUGUCAUUAGUUCUGUGAUUUAAUUACCUGACCAAAAGAAAAACUCUAAGUUAGUAUUUUUUUAUUUCCCCCAUAUUACACAAAAGCAGUUAAGGUAUUUUUCAUUUGAUCUUUAUAAAAUUCUGUGGCAAAGAAAUCACCUAAAAAAUUGACAAUAUAUGGCUGGGGAGAUAGCUCAGUUGGUAGAGGGCUUGUCUCGCAUGCACGAGGCCCUGGGUUCAAUCUCCAGCACCACAAAAAAAAAAAAAAAAAAUUGACACAAUCACUAACUCAGUGUGACCA